UUUUAUACUUUCAAAUUAAUAGAUUUUAAAAUCAAGCGAUAAAAAUUUGGAAUGAUUACUGCACAGAAUAUUUAAUUUCGUAACCGUUUAUCAUUUUUUGAAAUUAUCAUUGGGAAAAUGCAUCGUCUGCACCCGCAAAAUAGGCAUGUUAGACUUAGAGCAGUGGAGUUCCAGGCCUAAAAUCUUUAAUUUAAAGCCAUUGGUUUAGCGCAAGGGAUUUGGUUAUUCACACAACCAUAAGCAUCGCUGUAGCCCCGCGUUCUUAAAAGCAUGACAGAAAUCAAUAUACCACUACUAGAAGAUGGGUCGAUAAAUAUUGCAGGACUGGAGGGUUCUGUAUUGGCAAAUAUUGACAGAUUUCAAGUUUCCCAGAAGUCACUCGAUUCUAAGCUUGUCCGUGAAUGGAACCUACAACACCCUAGGAUAACGGAAUGUUUUGUGGUCUUGAGGAUUCUGGAAGCUGGAUCUAGGACAUGAGGUGGCUACUGAUCCUACAGAUAGCACUAGUCCACACAAGAGGGGAAUACCCAUGGGAUGAGUAUGAGCAAAGUACUCAUGGAUCUCUGGAAGGUGAUGUACUUAACUGGGCAGUGUUGAUACAGAAUUACAUUUUACAGUUAGCCAGUGAUGGAAUAAAAAAGGACUUUUCCCAGGCGUAUCUAGACAAGGCAAACUACACAUUUGAAAGAAAAGAUGGCGGAGACAAUGUAGAAAAAGUGAAACAGGAGCUUGGAGAAUACUUUAACAAGAAGAAGAGGGCAGCGGAGAUAUUAGCACAGAAAGUAAAGGAGAUAUAUGAGGAAUUCAAUAAACACAAGAACUUUAGGACAGGAAAGUUGCCAGACCUCCAAGAGAAACAGUAUAGAGAUUCUGAUAUUCCCGAGCAGCUGGCAGGCAGCCUCAAGUUUGCUCCCUACUACAAACAGAAUGUGAGUCAGGAGUUUUCCACUAUAAAAAUUGCUGAUGAAGUCCCUAGAAUGGAAGAAAUGACAGUGGACACUGUGAAUUUCACAGCCAAGCUAGAUGAAGUGUUUAAAGAAAAUGCGAAAAAUGAUGAAUUUCUCAGAUGGCAGUACUUUGGAUCCACGGCAGGCAUCGUGCGGAUUUAUCCAGGCCGUGAGUGGUCCACAAACUUUGCAGGAUUUUACAACGAUUACGAUCCCAGGGUGCGUCCCUGGUAUAUUGCAGCCACCAGUGGUCCAAAGGAUGUUGUUAUUGUACUAGACUGCAGUUAUUCAAUGAAAGGUGAGAAGUUCAGCAUUGCUAAAGGAGUAGCCAAGACUGUCAUUAAUACACUAACAAAACAGGACUAUGUCAAUGUAGUGUGUGCCAGAGCUAGCCACUGGGAUGAAGUUGGAAAACUUCACUACUAUGGUACAACUGCCUUAAGCUGUCAGCAAGAUACUAUGGUACCAGCCACAAUAGCUCACAGAAAGGACCUGAAGGAAAAGAUCCAGAAACUCAAAGCAGGUGGCACAAGUGAGUUAGAGAAAGGUCUGGAAAUUGCUUAUAGCUUACUGAGAAGUAAUCCUCGCACUGGUUGCCAAUCUGUCAUUGUAUUUGUUACUGAUGGACAAGACACAGAUGGAGAAAAUAUCAGAUGUGGUCCAGGGUAUUAUACAAGAAGUGGCUAUGUGCCUGGACCUGUUUGUAAGUAUAACUGGACCAAGGUGUGGAGUGUAGCUGAUGAAAAGAGCAAGUACAGUAUACCCCAGACCAGGAUAUUUAGUUACUUGAUAAAAGAGGACGCUGAAGAGUUUCCAGGAAGGUUAGCCUGUAGCCAUAGAGGGAGUCUAGUGAAACUUAACAAUGGUGAGAAUCUCAUCUUCCAGAUGAGGAACUACUUUGACUUCCUGGCAUCCAGUGCCCUGAACACCAAGGCCAUGUGGACAUCACCAUACCUUGAUGCCUGGGGGUUGGGAAUCAUGGUCACUUACACAAUACCUGUCAUCAGUAAUGGCACCACAAUUGGAGUUGUUGGUGUUGAUGCUACAUUGGAUCAAAUAGAGAAUUUUCUUACUAAACAUCAAUGGGGAAAUGUGUAUUCAUUUCUAAUCAACAAAGAAGGGGAGACAAUUUAUCACCCAAAAUUAAAACCAAGCACAAAUCUGCUAGAAGAUCCAAUAUUUAUUCCAAUAACACAACUUGAAACAGAUGAAGAAUUUCCUAUGAUAUUGAAAGAUAUGAGGGAAGGAAACACAAACAUGAAAGUGAUUGAGCAAAAGGACAAAUCCACAAAGACAAUUUUCUAUGCAGCUAUUAACAAUUCAGAGUAUUCCUUUGCCUAUAUACUGACAGACACAGAUAAGGAAUUCCGUCGCUCUCAGGAACCUAUAGAUAGGUCAAGUUACACCACAAGCUACUACAACCUUCUUAAAGAGUACUUGAACCCUGUGGUGAAGGCAGAAUUUCCUCAUGCAUGGGAAGAGCUAGAGAUCCGUGAGAAUGAGACAGAGAGAUACCCAGGCUUGACCAUCAGUUACAAACACUCUACCAUCUUUCUGGCCCCCAUGUCUCACUGUGAUCCUAUUCAGUACUUGUAUGAUGAUAACCUGGCAAAGAAAACCAUCAAUGCACACCACUGGAUGAACUCUUAUGAAACUGACCUUGGUUGCAUUGGUGAUCAAAUUUAUGACAAAGGAGUCAGAGCUGAUGUACUGAUUACACAGCCAAUAGAAGAAAUAUGGAAAUCUAGAGAAUUUGAAUCACUAUCACAAGUCAAAUGGACAAACAUAGGACUUCGUAGUGGAGUGUUUAGAACCUAUCCUGGGCACAGAUCUAAGAGAGGAUAUGAUCCAACAAAACGACCUUGGUACAAGAGAACAAGCAGUACACCUUGGAGGACUUCAAUCUCAACACCUUACAUGGAUGCGGCAGGAGUGGGCAAAAUAGUUACCAUCUCCCAGGCUGUGUUUGAGGGAAUGACACCUCGUUCAGAUGAAGACUGCUUCAACAUCUCUAAGCCUCUGCCGGGAGGUUGUGUGUGUGAAGUAGAUACUGACUGUAUCAGUCGUGUAUGUUAUGUGAGUGAGGCGCCAGGACCUAAUUCUGACCAGCGCCGCUGUGCUACAGAGCGUGUGGAGGGAGUGACGGGACUAGACAUCUUGUAUGAUGAUUUCCAAAACAGAACUAUGGAGGCCAUGCAGGCCAGCAAUGGAUUGAAAUCAUGCAAUCAACACUACACUUGUCCCAAUAAAGAAAACAAGUGUCAAACAAGGUGCUACUUGUUUGACAGCAAAGCUUUUCUUGUAAUGGACCCCGACUUUUUAAUUGCCAGUGCUUUAGAUGAGAGUAAGUACGAACAGGUCCAACUUGGAACCAAAGAGGGAGAGGUUAUGAAAGACCUUAUCUAUAAGCAUGGCUUUUUUGAUCGAGGAGAGAGCAUUGAUUUUCAGGGAUCUUGUCACAUCACGCCAGAAGAACCAAAGUUAUCUCUUGAUGGGAUUCCAAAAAAUCCUGGUGAACAAGAUGAUUACAUUAGAAACAAAGGUCCCAUUCCACAGUUCAACAGUGAAUAUGGCUGUAUUCAAGAUGUCAUCCAAUUCAAAACUAAUGAUAAAGCACUAGGUCCUAGUGGAAUGAUAACAGGGAACGUAUCUGGACCUUGUAUGUCUGGAUUCUAUUAUGUAACAUCACUGCCAAGAACAAAUCUCUACCUUCUCAUCAUAGAGAACUGGAACUCGUAUCCAUCUUCACAUUUUUAUAAUUUCAAUUGCCAAAUCACACAAAGCAUUGUGAACUCAGGAGCAUACCGUAUCAUUAAUGGUACAUGUAAUCAGGCGUCUAAAUCCAGCAGCACUUUGGCUGAGGAGGGAAAGUGUCCAUCGCUGUCUGACAAAGACCUACUGUGUUUAUACACCACAGCUACACCCCUGACCUCCACACCCGUGUUGCUGUUGUUAACUCUAUUUUGUAUAUACCUUAUCUAUAACUGAAUGAGUAAAUUCACUAAAUCUUGUACAUCGAAUUUUACAUCGAGUCAAGCAGUUGUAAUAUGAUAUUCACCUUUUUAAGAACAUAUAUAGUUAGAAAUGUGUUUUGUAUUGUACCUCACUCAGUAUUAUUUUGAAGUUAAAUGUCCUUUUACAAGUU
Ostrea edulis (European flat oyster) is the source of this 4092-nucleotide messenger RNA. Its product is annotated as voltage-dependent calcium channel subunit alpha-2/delta-2-like. NCBI's taxonomy places the organism in Eukaryota, Metazoa, Mollusca, Bivalvia, Ostreida, Ostreidae. Gene Ontology annotation, molecular function: voltage-gated calcium channel activity. Gene Ontology annotation, cellular component: voltage-gated calcium channel complex. The transcript is spliced from 22 exons. Bases 474 to 3935 code for a protein of 1153 amino acids. The record is from RefSeq and is a predicted model, not a curated record.